Culex quinquefasciatus (southern house mosquito) is the source of this 4645-nucleotide messenger RNA. RefSeq names its product transcription initiation factor TFIID subunit 3. The record is from RefSeq and is a predicted model, not a curated record. Gene Ontology annotation, molecular function: protein heterodimerization activity. Gene Ontology annotation, cellular component: transcription factor TFIID complex. Lineage: Eukaryota; Metazoa; Arthropoda; Insecta; Diptera; Culicidae.
CUUCCUCAUCACCGUUUUUGAUUACGCGUCGCGUCGCGUGUUAUUUUCGCUUAAAAGUGCGUAAAUUUGGUUAAAAACUGCUCAAAAACUGUGCAAAAGUGAAGUUCGCGAUCGCGAUUAGUGGAAAAUAUUCGAGUUUGUUGGAAAUUCGUGUGGAAUGACGCGAAAAAGUUGAUUUGAAAAAGUGUUAUCACGGGGCUUCGGGUUUUUCUUGCUUGGUUGGGUGAGAGGUGGGGGAGGGAGAAGAAGAAGAAGAACGAUUUUGAGUAGGUGCGUGUGUUUUGGUGGGUUGUUUUGACAGAAUAAUAAAAACAAACCUCGUUGAGGAAAGAUGUCGGAGCGUUACACGCACCAGCUGCUGAAGGUGGUGGUGGCGCAGGUGUGCCAGACCAUCGGGUGGCACUCGAUCCAGUCGACGCCGCUGGAGCUGUUGAUCGACAUUCUGGACCAGUACCUGCGGGACAUAACGCGGUUGACGCACCGUUACUCGGAGUUGUACAACCGGACGGAUCCGAACUUGGACGAUGUGGCGCUGGCGUUCCGCGAGAUUGGGAUGAAUUUGGGGGAGCUGCAGGAGUACCUGCAGUUUGUGGAUCCGAUCGAGAGGCCGUUUGAGGUGCCGCGGUAUCCGCUGCCGAAGGAGAGUCAUUUGAACUUUUUGAAGCCGGGGAGUAAGGAGGUGCUGACGCGGCCGGUUCACAUUCCGGAGCACAUGCCGCCGAUGCUGGUGGACUCGGAGGAGGAGCAGGAGGAGGCACGGCGGAGGUUGUUGCGGUUGAGGAGUGAGGUGAGGGGGGAGGUGGAGGAUGGUGGGGAGGUGCAGGAGGAGGCGGACUUUGGCGGGAUGGUGGUGGAGAAGAUGGAGGAGGUUGGGGCGGAGGAGGUCGCGCUGAUGGAGACGAGUCAGAGCGAGGAGGUUGUCACGUUUAAGCGGCCACCGGAGGUGGUGGUGAAGAACGAGGAGGGGAGACCGACGCGGGAGAUUAGCAGCGUGAUUAUGACGACGUCGGGGUUUAUAUCGCCGGCGCGGGAAGGGAAGUUGCCGGACUCGAAGAUUCCGGAGAUUCCGGAGGAGAAGCCGAAGUUGCCUCCGCCGCCACCGCCGGCGCCGGCGCUGCCGGUGGCCAAAAUGGACGAGAAGUUUGGCGGGAAGAAGGGCAAGAAGCGACCGGCUGAGAAGGAGAAGAAGAAGGACAAGAAGGGGGACAAGAAGAAGGAAGGGGGUGGGGAGUCGAGGCCGGCGAGCCGGCCGGCUACGCCGAGCAGCGUGAUCGAGGACAUUAAGCCGCUAGUGGAAACGGUGCCGGAGGAGAUACCGCAAGAAGUGGCUCCGGUUUUGGAUGUGAAACCUCCGCCGGAGACGUUGGUGCCUCCGGCACCGGAGGUGCCACCUCCGGUGCUUCCACCGCCACUUCCUGAAACACCAAGCAAGAUUAAAAAGGAGAAACCUAAGCGGAAGAAACCUCCGUUGAAGUCCCCUCAACCUCCGCCGCACAUGAUGAUGAACAGUCCGUUGAUGGACGUGGGACUGUUCCCGCCGCAGAUGCCGUUCCAGCAGUCUGCGCCACCCCCUCUAAUCCCGCCGAUGGCCCUCAUGAACCAGAUUACGCCGCCAAAACCGCCCAAGCCGAAGCGCCCCAAGUUCACCAAGAAGCAGCUGAUGCAGCAGCAGCAGCAGCAGUUCCAACCGCCGCUCAACGCGCAAAACAUCCUGGACAUCAUGACCGGCAACUCCGGCGCCAAAAUGCCCCCGAAUCUGUUCUCCCCGACGGCGCAACCGCCGUCCCUCUUCCCCCCACAGCAGCAAUCCCAGCUCAACGCGGCCCAAACCCAGCUGGACAUCCUCCAGAAGUUGCACCCCAGCCUGGAAAUCACUCCGGCCCCGGGCCCACCCUCCCUCGAGAAACACAAACUCAACGUGUUCAAAAAGGUCGCCAAGACCAAGACCAGCCCCAACCCUCCGCCGACCAGCUCCGGCCCGAUCAUCGUCAUCGACGACGACAAGAGUCCACCCCACCAGCCCCAAUUCCCCGUCACGCCGAUGGCCAAGAAGCGCACCAAGAACAACACCCCCUCAACGGGCGGCUUCCAGUUCCAGGACGCGCUCUCCUCCCCGGACUUUGGCAUGAACCCGGAGCAGCCGACCUCGUCCUCCUCCUUCCGCGAGUUCUCCCCGCCCAAGACGCCCUCAAACAUGCCCAAAACGCCCGACAUCAAGCUGCAGUCCAGCUCCAGCUCGUCCACCUCCUGGAUGAGCGACUCCGGCAAGCUGGGCGGCGGCCCCGGCCCACUCUUCGGCGACUUCCCGCCCAACUUCGGCGGAAUGCCCCUCCCCAAGGAGGAAAAGAAGAAGAAGCCGCGCCAGCGACCCGUCAAGGACGUCCCGUCCAAAAAGUCCAAAAGUGCCCAGCUCAUGGACGACAUGCUGCAGCAGUUCCAACAGCAACAGCAACACCCCCUCCCCCCCGUCCUCCCCGGCCUGGACAAGAAGCAACUCUCCGAGUACAGCAAACUCCUCAACCAGGCCAUGCCCCCUGGCGCGGCCGCCCUCUUCAACAACCCCGCCGUCCGCAACCCCAUGUUCGGCAUGUUCCCCCUCCCCUCCGGCCCCGGCCUCAUCCCGGACAACCCCCUCUUCGGAACGUUCCCCGGUCAACCCUCGUUCCUCCCAACCCACCCCUUCGGCCUCCCCCCCAUCCCACCCCGCUUCGACCUCAACAUGCUCCGCUACCCCCGCCCCCCCAAACCAACCCCCCCGGAAUCCUUCGACAACCUGGACCCGGAAACCAAACUCGCCCACACCCCGCUCGACCUGCAGAAAAGCACCUGCAACGUCGCCCCGCUCGUCCCGCCCUCCCUCCAAAUCGACGACCAACCCCCCCAAGAGCAAUCCCUGAACCUCUCCACCAAACCGUCCGUCAUCACGCCGAACCCAACCCACGAACCAAUUCAGCCGGUUCAGCAACAGCUGGCAGCACCCGCCCCGAAUGUCCCACCGAUCGCGCCCGGUGAAACGAUCGUCAUUGGGUCCGACUCGGAUACCAACUCGCAGUCGGAGCAGAUUCCGAUGGGGGGUGGUGGCGCGGGCGAUGGUGGGUUGGAGGAGCAAGCGGGAGAAGUGAUGGGUUCUGGCAAGAAGGACAAGUCGGAGAAGAGGAAGAAUAAGGAGCACAAAAAGGAUCGGAAGAUGAAGGAGGGAAAGAUCAAGAAGAAGAAGGACAAAAAGGAUAAGAAUCGGAGCAAGGAGCGCGAGCGGGAGAGGCCAAAAUCCUCCCACUCGUUCCACCUGGACACCCCUGGAACUGUUUCCGAUUUCGGCGUUGCCGGUCCCAGCAUCACCACAACCGGCGGCCCCAGCAGCUUCACCUCCCGGACCAUCACUCCUCCACCCUCCGCCACCGUCAUCCCGGCCGGCUUCCUCAUCGAUCCGAACGCGACCGGACUUCCGGUCAAUCCAAUCCCGCCGUCGGUGGUCCAACCACCAGCCCCUCCGCCGCCGGCACCCUCGGACCAACCGGACGUGGCCACGCUGGAGGCGAUCCGCCGCAAGGAGAAGAAGGAGAAAAAGAAGGAAAAAAUGAAGAAGGAGAAGCGCAAGGAGAAGGAACGGGCUGCGGCCGCGGCCGCCGAGCUGGGUGGCAUGCUGGGGUCUCCGGUGGUGGUUCCGGUUGGUUCCAGCGGGGGCUCCGACUAUGCGGACGGGUCGCAGCCUUCGGCGGUUCCCAAGUUGAUGCUGAAGCUUGGGCCGGGUUCGCGCGCUGGAACGCCGGAAGUGCACCAGCAGCAUCAGCCGGAAGUUGGUGGGGAGUCGAAGCGGGAAGCGUCGCCGGAACUGGCCCGGAUAUCGGCGCUGGUGACGCGGCCACCCAAGCUGAAGACGCCAGGCAGCGGCAAGAGUGGCGGGGGCAAGUCCAAGGAGGACGAACCGAAGGUCGGUUCGAAAUCCGGACUCGAGAGCAAGGCCGCUGGCAAGUUGGACUUUUCCGGAGAUGCGGCCAAGCCGCGACCUCGUGGCAUCCAGGCGCUCCCGGACACGAUCGAUCUGUUCUCGGUGACGCCAAGCGUCGCGACCCCCUCCAAGAUUUCCCCGCUGGCACCGACCACCAUCGUUCCGGGACUGGUCCCGGGCGUCGCCACUUCCGGCACCGACCUAACGCCACAUUCCUCCAAGAAGCCUCCGAAGGCAAAAUCCUCUUCGAAAUCCGCACCGUCAUCCUCGAUCGUCCCCAGCGGGGUGGCCAUUCCGGCCCCGCUCAGCACCCCAAUCACGCAGCUCAAGGAUGCCGACGGGAACGUGGUGUGGAUUUGUCCGGCGUGUGGUCGCGUCGACGAUGGGACGCCCAUGAUCGGGUGCGACGGGUGUGACGCGUGGUACCACUGGGUUUGCGUCGGGAUUCAGGUGCCGCCGGACUCGAACGAGGAUUGGUACUGUAGGGUUUGCAUUGGAAGGAAGCAGCACGGGGGGGAUGUCGAGAGGCAGAAGAAGAGGAAGAAGAAGGAUAAGAGGAAUCCGAAGGAUUAGAGGCAAUGAUUUGCUGGGUAAUAAUCACACUUUCAUAAAAUAUUAAUUGUUGUAAGAAAUUGUGCAGAAGAUUUGGAAUGUACAGCAAUUUCAAACAUGAGCAUGAAAUAAAUUAAACGUAAU